UACAAGUAAGAACGUUGUCCGAUGCGAAUGCUUGCUUAUCGGGACGAUAAUCGGCGGGAUGAUACUCGUCCGCGUAUCAAAUCGCGCCGCUUUGUCACUUUUCGCGCCGGCGUUACGACGCAACACGGCGGCGCGGCCGCAGUACGCUCGCCUAGAGAAUUUUUCAGCCCGACGACUGGCAACCUGGAUAUCGAUUGUCAUUAUUUAUAUCGUACGUUUCCUCUUCAGUCAUCGAUUCACUUUUUACAUUUUACAUUUUUACAGUAAUGAGAGAGUUAAGUUUUUCCCACGGGCGUAUGGUACUCUAAGUUAGCCCCCACAUGUGUGAUCAUAGGUGUUGUUGAAGGGAGUCGAGUGUGUGAAGAGAAUGACGGAUAGCCAGCAGCAGUUUUGCUUGCGGUGGAAUAACUUUCAGGCGAACAUCACGAGCCAGUUCGAGGCGCUGCGAGAUGACGAGGACUUCGUCGACGUUACCUUCGCGUGCGACGGCAGGCGGCUCCAGGCGCACAAGGUCGUCCUUUCAGCGUGCAGCCCUUACUUCAAGGAGUUGUUCAAGACCAAUCCUUGCAAGCACCCGAUAAUUUUUAUGCGGGAUGUAGAGUUCGAACAUCUACAAUCGCUGUUGGAAUUUAUGUACGCCGGAGAGGUAAAUAUCUCGCAAGCCGAAUUACCUACAUUUCUGCGUACCGCUGAAUCUCUUCAAAUUCGUGGCCUCACCGACUCUCAAAAUAAUCAGCACAACAACGAAAAGCAUUUGAAGACAAACAACAUCCACGCAUCGAAUGGCCGUGGUCUGAUCUCGCCAAGCUUUGACGACGAACGCAGUAAAACUCCACCACCUUCGAGCCCUCCACCACUGAAAAGGCUGUGUAAAAAAAGUGAUUCACCUCCAAUUUCUAGUCCAGCACCCACUGUGCCGCCUUGUGCUACCAGUACACCUCGCUCGCGCCCACUUAUCGAGCCUCAAGUUCAGCUUGAUUGUUACAAAGAUCUCGAUGUUGUUGAGCCAAAAAUAGAAUUACCCGAAUAUGGCAGUGACGAUGAUUGCUCACCUAAACAGGACGUUAAUACAUUGCCCAGUGGAUUUCUCAGCCUGGAUGGUGGUAUGGAAGUGUUACCAUCUUACCCACCAUCUUAUCAAGGAAGCAACGUGGAAGGAGGAAUGCCAGGUCCAUCGCACGGGAGUACAGAGUUGAAUCAGGAGCAGCAAGCUGACCUGCGUAAACUGCACUCGCUGGACCCACGCCCCUGUCCUGUGUGCAACCGCAUGUACAGUAACUUGUCCAACCUGCGGCAGCACAUGCGCCUCAUCCACAACCCUCAGAGUGUCACUUGCCCUCUAUGUAACAAGCCAUUCAAGACCAAGCUGUACCUGAAGCGUCACCUGGUCAGUUUCCACGAACUCAGUGUGGCAGACAGGCAACGUCAGGAAGAGAUCUACCAGCAUCAAGUUAAGGUUCAGGUCCAGGGACAGGGACAGACGCAGGUUCAGGGAGGAGCUCAGGCUCAAACUCAAACACAAGUUCAGGCUCAAACACAAGCUCAGAUCCAAGCUCAGACUCAGGUGGAGAAUAAGGUGCUUUUAGCGGCUCCUGCCCCACCUGUUCGGGUCACCACCGCCGAGGAAGGUGGGGGGAGCACCGUGGAACCAAAGCUCAGAUCGUAUCAGGCACAAGCUGGCGAUAAUGCUUAUUCGGUAGAGGUGGCGCAAAUUGGUGAUUCGAAGCACUUUGCUAGUGGGAUGUUGCAAUUCGAUGCUCCGUAUCACUAAUAUACAGGAUUUAUUUAUUUUUUAAUCUAUCGCCCAGUAUCAUUUUGUGAUAUAGUAUCGAAUCAAGUUUAUCUUUAUUGUUUAGUGAACUUGUGAUUCAAUAGGAAACGUAUCUUCGUAGUUGUCCGACGACGAGUAGGUAGGAAUAACGUUACGACACAAGGCUGAUUCCGUAUUUAAUAAUCAGAUCCUGUGCAAGGGAAGAAAAAUGGGGGGGGGGGCAGCACGGAUGUAUAAUUUAUGAUUUUAAAUCGUUUGAACGUGUGUACGCAAUUCUCUCGUCACACGAUACCAAGUGUCACACGAGUGGAGAACAAGAAGUCAGAAAUCCGAUUUACGGUCGCGCACUUCAUUGUUUUCGUCCGUAACAAGACGCCUAUACAGAUCAUUCGAAUGAUCAUUCAUUCAUGAUGAUCGACAGUGUAUAUAGGUUUGGGAGACUAGUUUACGUAUAAAGUCCCGUGCCUAUUCAUCGCAAAGAUGAACGCUGAUGAGGGAGAGAAACGACUAAAAUGCCGAUGGUGGAGCAGCCAUCCCACCUCGUACUGAUAAUUCUGCAGCCGGAUACUUGUUGUUUUAUUUAAUGCUAUACAGUGUUAUACAGACUACAGAUAUUUACAACAAUAUUAUAUUCUUACAGAGGAUUAUAUUUACUUUAUUAUUGCAACGCAAUGUGCAAUGACAUAGCUCGUACAUGAUAUAUUUUUCACAUGCAUACAUUGCAAUAUACAGCCAAUUGACAGCUCAACAGAGUAAUAAUAUUUAUUAUUAACAGUUAUCAACAAACCGUGAUCGCAAUAAUGCAGCAGAUUGAAUUUAACAAUAUAUAAUAAGAAGGCAGUGUCUCUGCUGGUUUCCUAUCUCUCUCAGCAUGCCUUUAGCGGAAUUUAUCUCUUCGAGUAUUCUAUCUCUUUCAGUAU
Messenger RNA from Harpegnathos saltator (Jerdon's jumping ant), 2691 nucleotides. Its product is annotated as protein abrupt. Gene Ontology annotation, biological process: regulation of transcription by RNA polymerase II. NCBI's taxonomy places the organism in Eukaryota, Metazoa, Arthropoda, Insecta, Hymenoptera, Formicidae. Gene Ontology annotation, cellular component: nucleus. The transcript has 6 exons. The record is from RefSeq and is a predicted model, not a curated record. Bases 368 to 1771 code for a protein of 467 amino acids. Gene Ontology annotation, molecular function: DNA binding; protein binding.